AAAAAGUCUCUUCUGUUUUGUGGGGUCGGCACUCGGAGAAACUGUUCAUCUCCCCAACCGGGAAACCUGCCAACCUUGAGGGAUUCCCUCCCCAGUCUCCCCAAAUGCCCAUACGUUCAGGUUUUUUCACUUAGGGUUUAACUUCACAGAGAGAGAGAGAGAGGAUAUGGUGGAACGGCGGGAAAUUCCCAACUUCUCGGAGAGUUCUCCUCAGUUCUGCAAAGUCUAUGUGCCUGAUCUGUCCUCUCACCGACUGGGAAUCCCGCCACAUUUUCUGAAGCAUUUCACUGGAGUUUUCCCGUACAAAUCGACAAUCACUACUCCGGAAAAAAGAUCAUGGCAUGUAGAACUGAAAGCGGUCGAUGAACAUUUGUAUUUCCAAGAAGGUUGGCAGCAAUUUGUGCAUGACAAUUCCUUAGUUUUCGGAGACUUUCUCAUAUUCUACUAUGGUGGCAAUGCACAAUUCUAUACCACGAUAUACGGGAAAAAUGGUUCUCAAAAAACGGUUAGCAGGCCUGCUAGGGAGAUUGACAAAGAAAUCACACAUCCCCAAGACAAUCAAACAGUUGAGCGAAGGAAGUCUAAACGACCGGCACAAGGAGCCAAUGGCGACGAAAGUGCUCAGAAAGAUUUGCGUCCGACAUUUUCAUCGGCGACUCAAGAGCACACUCGUAAAGAAGCCAGCAAAUUCGUUUCUGAAUUUCCAUUCUUCGAAGUAGUUAUGAGCCCUAGUUACAUCAAAAAAGGGCUUAUGAAUAUACCAUCAAGCUUCCGCAACAAGUACAUGGAGAAAGAUAGACAAUGCGUAACACUUGUUGCUUCAGAUAGGUCUUGGCCUGUGAAAACUGACAAAACCGGACAAAAGUUCUAUCAUGGUUGGUCCGCAUUUUGUAGGGAAAACGCACUUAAAGUCGACGAUGUUUGUGUUUUUGAACUAAUUGAGAGAAAUGAUUUUGUACUGAAAGUUACUAUUUUCAGAUGCCCAGUUUGAGCGAUUAUCUGCGCUUGCUAUGUUGAACUAUUUCUGAGAGCAUAAAUCGCAAGCAGUUAGUAAAUACUCAUUGGCCCUAUACCCUUUGUAUGGUGAGGAAAAUUAUCAUCCUUUGUUUUUUUGUUUUAUUGCCAAUAUUGUAUACAUCAGUGGG
Molecule: messenger RNA, 1145 nt
Organism: Rhododendron vialii
Lineage: Eukaryota; Viridiplantae; Streptophyta; Magnoliopsida; Ericales; Ericaceae
Product: B3 domain-containing transcription factor VRN1-like
Exons: 4
Coding region: 167-991 (274 amino acids)
Molecular function (GO): DNA binding
Source: RefSeq, a predicted model, not a curated record